This is a messenger RNA of Loxodonta africana (African savanna elephant), 1764 nucleotides long. RefSeq names its product sperm-associated microtubule inner protein 4-like. The record is from RefSeq and is a predicted model, not a curated record. Lineage: Eukaryota; Metazoa; Chordata; Mammalia; Proboscidea; Elephantidae. Bases 1 to 1764 code for a protein of 587 amino acids. Gene Ontology annotation, cellular component: centrosome. The transcript has a single exon.
AUGGAGGUAAUUCAUGGCAGGUCCUGCUGUUGCAGCGAGCUUGAAGGGGAUGAUCUGUCAGACACCUUUUGCUCUCAGGAAGUACACACUCCACUGCAAACACCUGCUCGCCCAACUGCCUCAGAUGACAGGUAUCAAGAAUUAAGGGAGUCAUUCCAACAACGCAGACUUUCCUGGGGUGCCGAUAGGGAAUAUUGUGGGAUGACACCAACCUCACUCCCCGCGGAACACAGGCCAAAAAGCGAACCUCCUCGUGUCAUGGGUAAAGGACACCAGCACUACGGAUUUGGUGGAGAAACCUGGCAAAGAAAGCUUCCUGUUGAACAAUUCUAUUAUUUGACGCAGAACAAAGGAAGUGACAUCUAUGGAAACGAUUCUUUGAGUCCCAAACCACCUAAUCCUACAGUAGAAGAAAUCUGCUGCCCGUAUCUUGUUGAACACCCCCACAACACCCACAUCUCUGGCUGUGCCAAGUUCCCGACCUUCACAUCACCCAAGGAGCUCUACGCUGGCAUUAAAGCACGCAGCCAACAGCCAUUUCCCCCAACUGUGCCAACGAAGGCUUACGAUACAACAAUUUUGAAGGCAAGAGGUAAUCCUUAUAGACAUGAACUGGUUGAUUUUCCCUCCGAUUCAAAGAAGAAAACCUCGACUUGGCCUGGUCAGGGUGUGUAUUACAAUUUUCCCAAAUGUGUUGAGAAAAAUAAGCCAGUGUUCUACCCGAAACCUCCUAAAUCCUUCGCUCCUAACACUUCUUUAAAUUCGUGGGAUCCUAUUAACUCUCUAAAAGAAGCCAACAUACAAAGAAAUCUUGAGAGGUCCCACUGGAUCACUUCGUACACUCAUGAUUUUACAGGUCUGGGGCCCAUGAAUCCUCCCGAACUGGCCAAUGACUAUGAAAAGGAGGUAGGUGACAUAACUGGACAGAUAGGAUUUGACCCAGAGCCUCAAGAAAAACUCAGUCCUGUCUUAAAACCUGUCAGACCCUUGGAAGGAAGAAUUGCCCGACUGAUUCAUGACCAAAGUCCUCUGGAGGCUACUGUCCAGGAAAAACCACCUUCCUGUCCAGAUUGUACCCCUGUAAUUUUGUGUACUUUUCACACCUUUAUACCCAGUUCUGAAGAAAUGAGGGCACUUAAUGAUAACACAUGGGCCAACGUCACCCAUGAAAACCAGGGCAUUGAAGAGAAGAUUAAGGAAGAACAAAGCUUGCUAUCUAAGUAUGCACUUCCAUCUCGUUACCCAACAAAAGAUUUGACUGACAUUUAUGACAUGAAACCAUUUCCAAAAGUCACAGAUAGUAAAAAGACAGAGGAUUUGUACUGGAGACAGCUAGCAUUAAAACCCCAACCUAUACCUUAUCCUAAAGCAAACAAUUACAUUCACUAUGAAUAUUUUAAAUCUGACCAGUAUACUGUGUGUCAAGAUCCUACUCGUCCUAGUAGGCCUAGUACUUUACAAAAUAAACAAGGCACUGAAGCCUUCACUUUAGAACAGUUUUUCGGUAAACCAGAAGAACAUCAGUUGGCCUUGAACAUGGAAAACAAUGAAGAAAGAAGACCUGUUCUGGGUUGGAUUCCUAGAACUGGAGUGGCCAAACCUCAGACCAACCUGCUGGGCCUUAAGAACUCUUCUUCGAAAUCCGCUGUACGAAAACGUUUCCAUAAAUUAAUUCUAGAUGACCAUAAAGGCUUCAGGGAUAAGGAGCAUUCAGGGAUGAAACACCAACUCUAUGGCCAUGAUUCCUAUUAUUUCUACAACUGA